CAACAUGCAGGAAAAAGGCAAUGCAGUUUCUUGUGUCACCGCCUCUUUAAAAGAGCUGCAGAGGGUUUUGUAUGGAGGUAAACGAUUUGGGAAUCAUGUGGAUGAAGUCUGGCCAAAUCUCUUCAUUGGGGACAUGUCUGUUGCCAACGACCGCUACAGUUUGUGGAAGCUGGGAAUUACUCAUGUUGUGAACGCAGCUCAUGGGAGGAUGCACUGUCAGGGGAGCCAUGACUUUUAUGGAUCCACAGUGGAAUAUUAUGGAGUCCCCGCUGAUGACUCACCAAAUUUUGACCUUUCUCGCUACUUCUUUCCAACUGCUGAGUAUAUUCAUAACUCACUCAAUACAAAUGCUCGUGUUUUGGUGCACUGUGCAGUUGGAGUGAGCAGGUCAGCAUCACUUGUCCUGGCCUACCUCAUGAUUUACCAUUCCUACAGCCUGCUGGAAGCCAUCAAUAAGGUCAAAGAGAGCAGGUGGAUUUUCCCAAACAGAGGUUUCCUAAGGCAGCUGUGUGCUUUGGAACUGAAACUACAAAAAAGCUCCUGUUUGGCCUGCAAGAACGUCAGCUUUGCUCAAAAUGAGUGA
Cyprinodon variegatus (sheepshead minnow) is the source of this 583-nucleotide messenger RNA. It is a transcript of the gene dusp13, whose product is annotated as dual specificity phosphatase 13. Gene Ontology annotation, molecular function: MAP kinase phosphatase activity; protein tyrosine/serine/threonine phosphatase activity. Gene Ontology annotation, cellular component: cytoplasm. Gene Ontology annotation, biological process: negative regulation of MAPK cascade; protein dephosphorylation. The coding region runs from base 5 to 583 and encodes 192 amino acids. NCBI's taxonomy places the organism in Eukaryota, Metazoa, Chordata, Actinopteri, Cyprinodontiformes, Cyprinodontidae. The transcript has 3 exons. The record is from RefSeq and is a predicted model, not a curated record.